Molecule: messenger RNA, 741 nt
Organism: Anopheles bellator
Lineage: Eukaryota; Metazoa; Arthropoda; Insecta; Diptera; Culicidae
Gene: Mp20
Product: muscle-specific protein 20
Exons: 3
Coding region: 78-632 (184 amino acids)
Molecular function (GO): protein binding
Source: RefSeq, a predicted model, not a curated record
AGCAGCAGCCGUACCGUCGGAGCGUUAGUUUCAGUGCUUAACCAACCAACUACCGCAACCAACAACCGCAAGCAGCAAUGGCUUUGGAGCGUCAAGUUCGCAUGAAGAUCGCCGGCAAGCGCGACCUGGAGAAGGAUAAGGAGGCCCAGUACUGGGUUGAGGAGGUGCUCGGCGAGAAGUUCCCGGCCGGCGUCCUGUACGAGGAUGCGCUGCGCGACGGGCUGAUCCUGUGCAAGCUGAUCAACAAGCUGGAACCGGGCGCGGUCCCGAAGAUCAACACGUCCGGUGGCCAGUUCAAGAUGAUGGAGAACAUCAACAUGUUCCAGCAGGCGCUGAAGAAGUAUGGCGUGCCGGACUUGGACGUGUUCCAGACGGUCGACCUGUACGAGAAGAAGGACAUCGCGCAGGUGACCAGCACUAUUUUUGCCCUCGGCCGUGCGUGCUACAAACACGCGGAAUUCAAGGGACCGUUCCUGGGACCGAAGCCGGCCGAUGAAUGCAAGCGAAACUUCACCGAGGAGCAGCUAAAUGCGGGUCAGGCCAUCAUCGGACUGCAGGCGGGAACCAACAAGGGUGCGACGCAGGCCGGCCAGAACAUUGGCGCCGGUCGUAAAAUCAUUCUCGGAAAGUAAAGUCCGGCCGUGGCCAGGCUGAAUGUACGUGUACAAAAAAUCGAAUCGAACACACCCACACAUCGCAUAACACAGCACACGCACCCCCCCCCCCUUUAGGGGGCCGGUC